Messenger RNA from Darwinula stevensoni, 1120 nucleotides. NCBI's taxonomy places the organism in Eukaryota, Metazoa, Arthropoda, Ostracoda, Podocopida, Darwinulidae. The record is from the annotation of a GenBank genome assembly.
AUGUUGCAGAGCUCCGAGCGUCCCAUUCUUAUGUUCAUCCAUGGAGUCGGGGGAUCGGCUGAGACAUGGAAUUCCCAAAUCAAGUACUUCACCGAUCUGGGCUACAGCGUCGUGGCUCCGGAUCUCCUUGGUCAUGGCUUCUCCUCCGCUCCGGACAAGAUUGCCAUGUACAAGUUCAAGCAUCUCCUCGAGGACAUGGUCGCUGUGUUCCAGCAUUUCUUCCAGAACACCAAGCACAGGGUGGUCCUCGUUGGGCAUUCCUAUGGGGCGUUGUUUGCAACGUGCCUUGCGCUGCAGUUCCCUUCUCGGGUCUCCGUGUUGUGUUUGAUCAGCAGCGGAGGACCUUAUCCUCCUCCGAGAUCUUCCAAGACAGGACUACUCUCCCUUCCUUCGUGGGCCCUUGACCUUCUUAAACCCUGCCUUCUCGCCAAAGCACGCAGAUCCCUGUUGUAUGCAUCGCACACGAAGAGAGUGAGCCUGUCGCAGGCGUUCGACAUCCCGUCGCACGUCCUCCAUCACGUGGUCCACGGACAGGAGCUGCCAGAGAACUCAGGGGACGCCUUGCUCUUCCGUCGCCUCUCGCUUCCGACUCUUCUCGUCCACGGGAUGCGAGACCCGCUCGUUUCCCUCGUGGAGGCGUGUGAGAUGGAGCGCCGCCGAAAUGUUUACUGCUGGCCAGAAUGGGCUCUAAGCUCCAUAUCUUCCAAAGAUCCAUCCAAAGGAUCUCUUAUGAAACGAGCCAUUUUGGAGGUGCUUGUGAGAAACGGAACCUUGCCUGACCUCCCGGGAGAGGUGAUCCCCCGUGCUCACCUUGAGGUGAUCCCCGAGGCAGGCCACAUGUGCAUGCUAGAUACUCCCAGUGAACUCAAUCGACUCCUGCUCAAAUUCCUCAUCAAAUGGAGACGCCUCAUGACUCCCCUUCCCUCAGCUCAUCACAUUCAUUCCUCAGCUGUGAUGCCGACUUGACAAUAUAUGUAUGAGAAUCUCAGUACUACGUAUCUCUGUGAUCUUACUUCAUGUUUCCAUCAGCAUUCUCUGCCAUGUUUCAUUGCUGUUUUCACUUGUGCGGCUGUUGACAACGAUCUAUUUUGCAUUGUUCAACUCAUGUUUUGUCAUGUAC